AAACUAGUCGCAGUAAAACCAGUGUAGAAAUAGAGAGAGUGAGACCUUACCGCAAUUCCAAUAUUGCAGAUCUUUCGGAGAAAUUUGUGCUUCUUUAAUACCCGGAUAGCAGUGUACAAGCUCAGUCGUAAUUUUGUGGCCCACAAGAGAGCCCCCGUCACGCUUCAUUGAAAAGUGGAUAUAGAUUCGGCCGUCGAUCUAAGGAGCUUACCUUGCGGCAGUAGUGGUUUUGUGAGUGCCGAUCACACAUACGCGUAUACAGGGAACACACUACGCGGAGAGAGGAGCUCAGUGCUCGGUGUACGAGGCCUGCCCUGAGAAGUCUACCUGGAUAUUGUGAGGGGUGGCAUAUAAUACCCUGGCAAAAAAUUUUCUGUAACUGACAACGUUCGUUUUGUUCAAAAUGGCACGGGUUAUUUUGUGGAAUUUACUGCUGUCUGCGCUACUUUUAUCGAAAGUCAGUUCACAAGACCUCUGGAGAAAUACACUUUUUCAAGAAAUCACGGAUGUUGGUUGUGGACAUAAACCCGCAGAUAUUGUAUUCCUGCUGGACUCUUCCACCAGUAUAUGGGGACCUAAUUUUCAGAGGCAGCUAGCCUUCGUGUCAAAUGUUGUGGACAUGUUUCAGAUCGGACAUAACGAAAUCCGUGUCGGAGUAGCAAUAUUCAGCUCCAAGGUGUACCCGCAGUUCCGACUCAUUGAUUACCCAACGAAACGUUCCUUACAGAAGGCCAUCCGGCUGAUCCAGCAACGGCACGGAGACACAAACACGGCGUCCGCCAUUAGGCACAUGAGGAAGCGGAUGUUCAAGAAGCGCCAGGGAGCUCGGCGUAACGUCCCUCACGUCGGUAUUAUCGUGACUGACGGGCGCUCAGACAACACGCUGACCACGUUACUGGAGGCCAACCUCGCUCGGAGAUCUGGUAUCAAUUUGUUUGCUAUUGGUAUUGGUAGCCAGGUGUAUAACUACGAAUUGAACGCUAUAGCCAGCGAGCCUAAGGACGAGUACGUGUUUACCGUGGAUAGCUUCGAGGCGUUGGAUUCAAUCAAGAAGCUCCUGGCGGCCAAAACGUGCGAAGUUACAAGACCUCCUCGAUCAACGACAACAACAAGCACAACGACCACUACAACAACCACAACACAACCACACAACAUCAACAACACAGGCCACCGAGAACAACCACCACACUCCCACCCACUACAACAACAACGCCAAGAACAACAACUGCAGCUCACCGAUGGAAGUUUGUUUACCCAGACAAUCCACAGCGAUCUAUGGACCGCACGAUUAAGGCGGGUGUGCGGAAAGAAGCCGUCCGACAUCGCCAUUGUCAUCGAUUCCUCGUCAAGCAUCUCAAAGCAAAACUUUUGGAAGCAGCUACGGUUCAUCCAGGAGGUCGUUCAUGUCUUCAAUGUGGCACCAGAUAAGGCCAGGUUCGCGGCUCUUAGCUUUGCGGACGAUGUUCGGGAGGAGUUCCAAUUGGGCAAGCACACGACGGUCAAAGGAGUGAGUCGUGCCGUGGCCAGGAUAGAGCAAAUGGGAGGUGCCAGUAACGCGGGCAAGGCGCUGGAGUACCUGAGGAAAAACGUGUUCCUUCCGAAAUACGCUCGGCACAAGGCUGCACGGAUUGCCAUCUUCUUGACGGAUGGUGUCACGGACGACCUACAGGAGCUCACAAUGCAGUCUGAACUGGCCCACAAGGAAGAUAUCUACGUCUUUGCGAUAGGGGUGGGUGGUAAAGUGAGAGAAUCCGAUCUGAAUGUCAUCGCCAGCAGCCCCAGCGAGAAGUAUGUACUCCAGGUGAAGGAUUUCCAAGCUCUCCGAAGCGUCAUCGAUAUUGUCUCUCUGGCCGCCUGCAAAUUGGAGCCACCAAAGAGACGACCUCUUCCAUCCGAUGAAGCUUGUGGUUCCAAAGAGGCCACAGACCUGAUGUUCGUGGUCGAUUCUCCAAAUGCCGGCGUCAGGAACACGAAGAAAGCCAUGAAGUUCCUGGAGAACAUCGUGGAGCGAUUGGCGAUAUCCGAGGAGAAGGUACAAGUGGGGACGAUAUCCGAUCCCUGCGAAAAACCCCAGGGCAUCCAGUUAGGGACGGUCCAGGAUAAAGCCACGGUGAAGGGCAACAUGGAGACGAUGGAAUUCAACGACAUCUCCAGCCUGAUGAAAGAGAUGAGACUACAGGCGCUGCAUACGAACAGGGGAGGUAAUCGGUCCGGAGCCAAGAAGGUCGCGCUGAUCAUUGUUGACGGGGGACUUGGCGCAUCCGCUGCGCGCAUUGACGGAGGCACAGAGAGCGCGCUUCCAUGGCAUUGAAGUGUAUGUCGUAUCCGUGGGAUCUGUCAUAGACGAGUCGGAGGUCUCCCUAAUGUGCAGCUCCCCGUCCCCUGACCAUUUCUUCAAGGUGGAUUCGUACGAUGAUUUAAAUAAUAUUUCAUCCGACUUGAUAGAGAAAAUGUGCGGAGAUACUGUCUGAUAGAAGGCUAGCCAUUUGAUGAGGGCGAUUAUAAAAAGCUGAAACAUUGCUCACUUUCACUGUUAUAAAGAACUCCACUGUUUCUUCAUCUGCCCAGUUGUUCCGAUUACUGGGGUUGGUUGCAUUUGGACAUCCCGUUUCAGUGAAGGAGACUCUUACAGUUACCUGAUGCAUGGACCGAUGCAUGCUGGUUGUGUUAGCCCUCUGUUCGCUUGGACGACAACAACAGCGGAAGCAACAGUUACGACACCAGUUAUUUGUCUGUGUGUUUUACCUAUGUGGCUUUCCGUAGAUAUACAAGCCAGCAGCCGUGACAUCCCUGUUAAAAUUGCCCAGAGUUACCUCUCUCUCCUUAACUUGUACGACUAACUUGGCUGUUUUCAAGUAUAAUACUCCCUGUUAUAUUGUAAGGCCGUUCAAAUGACGAUUGCGAGAAGUGUGUUCAUUUGACGAACUCAAAAAGCAUUUGUGAUAUGCAAGUAAGGCACUGAAAUUUACCUCUUAGUUUGCACCACGGCGACAUAAUAGUUGGCGGCUUGUAGACAGUACCUCAUCGCUGAAAACUGAAUUGUAAUACAAACGCAUGCCCCCCCUUCGCAACGGAUGAAUACCAUGUCGGCAAUGGCGCCUGGAUGAAAGCAUAGCGUUGAUCGUUUCAAAUGGACAAUAUUAAACCUCCUUCAAAUGUUGGCGCACUAUUCUUUCCUUGGUGCCUGUGUUUAUUUACAUUGACAUCUUCUGCCUGUUUGCCGACUGAAAACUUUACUGACUUUCUGUAAAUAACGCUUACGUUAGCCAUACAACGCAUGGGGAUAAACCAACCGGUUCGUGUAUGCAAUUUGUCCUCACUUCAGUCUGCAAUCUCUGUUAGCUGGCUGAAUUUUCUUUAAAAGCAACACAGUUAUUUUAAUCUUCACUCUUCUAGCUUAGAAUUCUUAUAAACGAAUAUUACUGUUUAAAAAUUCUUUGCACCAAGAUCUCGAGGAAAAUUUAUUAGAAACCAUUG
Molecule: messenger RNA, 3477 nt
Organism: Liolophura sinensis
Lineage: Eukaryota; Metazoa; Mollusca; Polyplacophora; Chitonida; Chitonidae
Product: collagen alpha-1(XII) chain-like
Source: RefSeq, a predicted model, not a curated record